Messenger RNA from Ciona intestinalis (vase tunicate), 739 nucleotides. The record is from RefSeq and is a predicted model, not a curated record. Lineage: Eukaryota; Metazoa; Chordata; Ascidiacea; Phlebobranchia; Cionidae.
UGUGUUUACUGUUUUUAUACUUCUAUUGAUAUAUAUAUACAUGGUUUUUAACAAACUGAUAGUCUGAGUUAAUUUCCUAAAAAAUAAGUCUAUAAUUGUAAUAAUACGUGUGCUAUUAAACUUUUAUUGUUGUUUUUUUCCACACUGUCACACAUAGUUAUAAAUAAUCACUGUAAAUUUAAUCAAUUGUAUUACCCACUGUAGAAUAAUAGAAAGUAGAAAUUUGGUAUAGGAUUUUGUAAAUGCAAUUUCCCCGAACAUGACGGACUUUGAAAACACGACAUACAACUCCCCAUUAGAAGGCGAUAUACACCAACCAACACCUGAAGUUGAUGAAGAUGAUGAUGAACUGUCAACAUUAGAUGAACCUGUGAAAGAUACAGUGCUCCGAGACCUAAAAGCAGUUGGUCUAAAGUUUGUACACAUUCUCUACCCAACCAAAAACACACUCCUUCUUCGUGAUUGGGAUCUGUGGGGUCCGUUAUUGCUGUGUGUUACUAUGGCUUUCCUAAUGCAAGGUGUUCAUGAUGAUAAGACUGGAAGUUCUGGUCCACAGUUUGCUGAAGUAUUUGUAGUAGUGUGGGUGGGAGCCGCCAUUGUUACUUUGAAUUCCCAACUGCUUGGUGGAAAUAUGUGAGUUACUGGAACUUACUGCUUUGAAAAAGUGACAGUCUAGCGGCUGUACCAAAUCAAGACUAAAUUUACCCACAAUUACUUGAAAAUAGAAAGUGUCAGUUCU